UUCAACUUUCAGAUAUUCCACAAUGUCGGACCUCCCUCUGAAACCCCCACGCAAAGUAAUCAAAGUGCCGGCAAAUAUCUACUACCGCCGCCCUUUCAGCCCCCUCUACUUCAUCCUAUUCACCUUUUUCGGUAGCUUUGGAUGCUCCUGGUAUUCGGACUAUCUAGACUGGCCCAGCACUAUCCUCAUCUGGGCCAUCUAUGUCAGCAUUCUCCUCGUUUUCAUAGCCAUCGAACCCACAUGCACCCUUGAACUGGAUCGAGUCGAUGACUUGGGCAACAAAUUCAUCGUACGCCGCCCUUUGGUUGGAUUCCGAUCGUGUGAACAGGCUGUUCCCCUCGCGGCUAUCGAGGAGGGUCUUGUGUGGACUGAAUAUGGCGAGCCAGAUUCUCGUCUAACCGAUGGAUAUCGAUAUGGGCCUGCUUUCUGGAGGAUCUGAUUCGAAUGGGCUGACUUUUUGGUGGGGGAUAAGACACCUGCCGCAGCUCUUGCUGAUCAGCUUGAGGGACCAUGUUGUUGGCGACUAUCUUUCUUGGAUAGAAAGCGUGGCUUUAUCUCCCUACAUUGUUGGAUCACGGGGGCAUUUCUGCUCGGUAUACAACGGUAUUGGUGUUCCGAUUAGGUACUAUGGUUGACCUUCGGAAACCUCCAAGUAGUUAUACACCGUCCAAUACGACUUUCACUCUUUCGGAUUGCAUAACCUCGCAAACCCCAGUAGUUGGAUAUUGAUUCAGUGGCCUGAUGCUCUCCGACAGCGAUGCUGAUGCGACUAAUUUCCACUAAUUGAGAAAAGCCAGGUAGAGGGAUUUUUCGGAUCCAUUGAUGGAGAUCUUCUAACUUGAGAGCGAGUAAACUCCCUGUCUUGAC
This is a messenger RNA of Aspergillus wentii DTO 134E9, 867 nucleotides long. RefSeq lists its product as uncharacterized. NCBI's taxonomy places the organism in Eukaryota, Fungi, Ascomycota, Eurotiomycetes, Eurotiales, Aspergillaceae. The coding region runs from base 23 to 439 and encodes 138 amino acids. The transcript has a single exon. The record is from RefSeq and is a predicted model, not a curated record.